AUUGUCCAAAUUUCGGAAAACCUGCCUUUCGGAAAUUAGAUUAUCACUUGUUAUUAAAUGUAGUCAAAAUCUAUAUUGUUUACGAUGGACUUUGAUUAUCCAGAGGGAGAUGGCUUUGAAAUAGUAAUGGAACGCGAUGAUGGGAUGAGUAGUUACGAUAUGGUAUUCACUAUAGUCUUUUGCUUAAUAUCUUUCUGCAUUAUCGCUCCUCCUGAAGAGUUUGUUGCAGCCGGUUUAACUAUACAAAAUAUCCUCGAUAGAUUUCUGGGAAGUGAAACCAUAAAUUUUAUCAAUUAUCACAUGAAAAGAAUAAGUAUAACUCUAGUAUGCCACAGUUCCGUUCCACUUAUCUAUUAUUUAAUGAUGGCUUGGAUUAAUCCCUUCAAAUUGCUGCAUAAACCCUGGGAGAUGCAUUUGUAUUGGAAAAUUUAUUUAAUGUUCUCUCUAUCAUUAUUAAUUUUGGUACUUAUUCUAGUUCGUUACUGGCAUAGUAAUGAGUUUGAAAAUCACCCUGUUGCCAAGAAAUUAAGGUUUUUAUCAGAAACUAGAGAUUGGAAAUCUGUUGCGUCAUCUGUAAACGUUGAAUUCCGACGAAUUGACAAAUUCACAUGUGGUCCAAGAAUACCUGGUAGACGGGUAAUUGUCACAGACUCAUGGGUCAUGAAAACGUCUACAUAUAACCUUGAUAUUGCCCAUCAAAACGAUAUCAAUUUAACUCUAACAGAAUCACAAAUACAUUCUAUGGGAAUAGAUAGCCUUAGAGAAUUACAAUUGUUAAUCAUCGAUGUUAAGCCUUCUAAUUCUAAUUUAAAAAGUUUCAAGCUACAUUUGAAAUCUACUGAUUAUAAAGACUUGAAUGAUAAAUUACAAAAGCCAGUAAGAAUGACGCAGAAUGUUGUAAUUCACCAAACCAUAAGCGAUAGAUUUUUAAGUACAUUUAGACAAGAAAUUUUGAGUCAUGAUAAAUACGAAGUUCCCAAUAACAUUGAGGUGGAUCAAUGUCUUGGAUGCAUGAGAAGUCGAGCUAAUAUUAAAAUAUUAAAAGCUUGCGAUGAUGCGGAUAAUUGCGCCCAAUGCUUUUGCAGGCCUAUGUGGUGUUUGGAUUGUAUGGGUAAAUGGUGGGCAUCUAGGCAAGAUCAGUCUAGAACUGACACUUGGCUGUCUUCCAAAUGCCCUUGCCCCACUUGUAGGGCUCCUUGUUGUAUUUUGGAUAUUCAUUUGCUAAAACAUCACCCUGAAUAA
This is a messenger RNA of Dimorphilus gyrociliatus, 1242 nucleotides long. NCBI's taxonomy places the organism in Eukaryota, Metazoa, Annelida, Polychaeta, Dinophilidae. The record is from the annotation of a GenBank genome assembly.